UAGAUAAAGCGAAUCGUCUUUCUGUGCGAGAAUCGUGUUUUCGCAGCAUAGCCUGAUCUUUUCACUCGGAUUCGUCUCUUGCAAGCAAAAAAUGGCAAGUAGUAGUGGCUGUUGGUGUGAGAAGAAAAUUAUUCAAAAAGGAAUUUCUUUAUUACCUUUUCUCUGAGACUGAGAGAUUAACAAAAUACGAGGUUUGCCAAUCUUUAUGAGAAACAAUAAAGAAAUAAUCUUUGAAGGACAUAUAUUUAUUUUGUGGGCAUCUGAGAAAAGGGAGAAAAAUUAAAGAAAAAUUAAGAGAGAUGGGUUCUUGUGGUAUGCUUGCAAGAAGGGCUUUGCUCACUGAUACCCCUGUUAUGGUUCAGAUACAAGAGCUGAUCCGAGGUGUGAAGGAUUGUGUUUCUUUGGCUCAGGGAGUAGUGUACUGGCAACCACCCAAGCCGGCGCUACAAAAGGUGCAAGAACUUGUAUGGGAGCCUUCAGUUAGUCGGUACGGUGCUGAUGAAGGCCUUCCUGAGCUGAGGGAGGCCUUAAUGAAGAAGUUACGUCAUGAAAACAAGUUACAUAAAUCCUCAGUUAUGGUGACUGCUGGGGCAAAUCAGGCCUUUGUGAAUAUUGUUCUUACUCUAUGCGAUGCCGGAGAUUCUGUCAUCAUGUUUGCUCCAUACUACUUCAAUUCAUACAUGUCGUUCCAGAUGACUGGUGUGACUGACAUUCUGGUGGGUCCUGGUGACCCAAAGACUCUUCAUCCAGAUGCAGACUGGUUAGAGAAGACGUUACUGGAUACAAAACCAACCCCUAAGCUCGUUACUGUUGUAAAUCCCGGAAAUCCAUCAGGAACCUAUAUCCCUGAACCUCUUCUUCAGCGGAUAUCAGAUCUUUGCAGAGACGCUGGAUGUUGGCUUGUUGUAGACAAUACAUACGAGUACUUCAUGUAUGAUGGUCGGAAGCAUGUAUGUGUAGAGGGUGAUCAUAUAGUCAAUCUGUUUUCCUUUUCAAAAGCUUAUGGGAUGAUGGGAUGGCGAGUCGGAUACAUCGCGUACCCUUCAGAAGUAGAAGGUUUCGCAGCUCAACUGCUUAAAGUCCAAGACAACAUUCCCAUCUGCGCUUCGAUAAUCAGCCAACGCCUCGCUCUUCACUCUCUGGAAAUGGGACCCGAGUGGGUAACGGAUCAAGUAAAAAACCUUGUAAAAAACCGGGAACUUCUCCUUGACGCUUUGUCCCCGUUAGGGCAGGAUGCCGUCAAAGGAGGAGAAGGUGCAAUCUACUUGUGGGCAAAACUUCCCCACCAAUACCAUGAUGAUUUUGAGGUAGUCCGUUGGCUGGCAAGGAAGCAUGGCGUCGUCUUAAUCCCAGGAUGCUCAAGCGGGUGUCCGGGAUACGUGAGGAUCUCGUUCGGGGGAUUGGUCGAGGACCAAUGUCGUGUUGCCUCCGAGAGGCUCAAGAGAGGGCUACAACAACUGGUAAAUGAAGGCAUGGUUCCAUGAUGUGAAAUUCAAUACUAUUGUCUUCUGUCCCAUUGUGUUUUAGCAAAUUGUGACAUAGAAAUAAUUAUUUCUGAGGCAUGAUUUGAUACCUACAGUUGAAGAAAAAUUCUAUAAAAUCCCAAAUUUUUCGAAUUUUAUUGUACUUUGAGCAUUGCUGAUCUUGUUAGUUGAUUUUCUUUUUAAAUUUCUGUUUUUGGUAUA
Messenger RNA from Sesamum indicum (sesame), 1685 nucleotides. Its product is annotated as Pyridoxal phosphate (PLP)-dependent transferases superfamily protein. Gene Ontology annotation, biological process: biosynthetic process; amino acid metabolic process. The record is from RefSeq and is a predicted model, not a curated record. Lineage: Eukaryota; Viridiplantae; Streptophyta; Magnoliopsida; Lamiales; Pedaliaceae. Gene Ontology annotation, molecular function: pyridoxal phosphate binding; transaminase activity.